UUCUGAUGAAAGGAAAGUGAAAUUACAAAAAUGGGAAGAUUUUCUCUCUCUCAAGACCUCAACCACUGAAAAUUCUGCUGCACUCACACUAUAUUAUCAAGUAACCACAAGCCUUUCCUGUGUUUGUUCUAAGUGUUCUGCUCAAGAUGUUGGAAGGAAAAGGUGUGGUGCGAGAAACAGACAUGCCAGAGGAGAUGCAGAACCAUGUUAUGGAGUUUGCUCACCAAGCUCUCGAUGCACAUGAAGUUUCUGAUUGUCAGUCUAUUUCUCAUUUCAUCAAACAGAAACUUGAUGAAGCAUAUGGACCAGCAUGGAAUUCCGUGGUUGGCAAAGACUUUGGAUCUUGCAUUACAUAUUUAUCUGGAAGUUUCAUAUUCUUUCAUGUUGAGAUGAUGGAAUUUCUGAUAUUCAAAGAUGGGAAGGACUUCGGAGAAAGAAGGGUAGAAGCUAUUGGAGUGCAGCAGAAAGCUACAAACAGAGAUUCAUAAAUUCCAAAUUUCUCAGAUCAUGUUUAGUACCUGAAAUUGACCUGUGAUGAAUAUUUAGUACAUCAAGAAAAAUCAGUUAUAGAAGGAACAAACAUAAACAACAAUGGUGCUUCCAGUGAUUUCUGGUUAUUUAUAAGGAAUGAAAUAUUUGUUCACUCCACCGUGCAGUUUAAGAAGUGAAACUCUUGUUCAAUUUCUUUUGUCUUGCGUUCUGUAAUAACAUUCUAUAUUGGCUGUUUUACUUGUGUGUGUGUGUGUGUGUGUGUGAGAGAGAGAGAGAGAGAGAGAGAGAGAGAGAGAGAGAGAGAGAGAGAGAGAGAGAGAGAGAGAGAGAGUACACUGUCACUGUAACAGUUGAAAUAGUAUUUUAGAGAGGAUCAAAUCCCCCUUGUGUCC
Messenger RNA from Lotus japonicus, 884 nucleotides. RefSeq names its product dynein light chain 1, cytoplasmic-like. The transcript has 2 exons. The record is from RefSeq and is a predicted model, not a curated record. Gene Ontology annotation, cellular component: dynein complex. NCBI's taxonomy places the organism in Eukaryota, Viridiplantae, Streptophyta, Magnoliopsida, Fabales, Fabaceae. The coding region runs from base 147 to 488 and encodes 113 amino acids. Gene Ontology annotation, molecular function: dynein intermediate chain binding; dynein light intermediate chain binding. Gene Ontology annotation, biological process: microtubule-based process.